AUGCCGGACCAGAUCACCGUGUCGGAGUUCAUCGCGGAGACCACAGAGGAUUACAACUCCCCGACCACCUCCAGCUUCACCACCCGGCUGCAGAAUUGCAGAAAUACGGUCACGCUGCUGGAAGAGGCAUUGGAUCAAGACAGAACUGCGCUACAGAAGGUGAAAAAGUCUGUGAAAGCAAUAUAUAAUUCAGGUCAAGAUCACGUUCAAAAUGAAGAAAACUAUGCACAAGUACUAGAUAAAUUUGGAAGUAAUUUUUUAAGUCGGGAUAAUCCAGAUCUUGGCACCGCUUUUGUAAAAUUUUCCACGCUUACUAAAGAAUUAUCAACGCUGCUGAAGAACCUGCUCCAGGGCUUAAGCCACAAUGUUAUUUUCACUUUGGAUUCUCUCUUAAAAGGAGACUUAAAAGGUGUUAAAGGGGACCUCAAAAAGCCUUUUGAUAAAGCCUGGAAGGACUAUGAAACCAAAUUUACAAAAAUUGAAAAGGAGAAAAGAGAGCACGCAAAACAGCAUGGGAUGAUAAGAACUGAAAUAACAGGAGCUGAGAUAGCAGAGGAGAUGGAGAAGGAAAGGCGGCUAUUUCAGCUACAAAUGUGUGAAUAUCUUAUUAAGGUUAAUGAAAUCAAGACAAAAAAAGGUGUGGACCUUCUGCAGAACCUUAUUAAGUAUUACCAUGCACAAUGCAAUUUCUUCCAAGAUGGGUUGAAAACAGCUGAUAAACUUAAACAAUAUAUCGAAAAGCUGGCUGCUGAUUUAUAUAAUAUAAAGCAGACACAAGAUGAAGAAAAGAAACAACUUACUGCUCUUCGUGAUUUGAUAAAAUCUUCUCUGCAGCUUGAUCAGAAGGAGUCUAGGAGAGAUUCACAGAGCAGGCAAGGAGGGUAUAGUAUGCAUCAGCUGCAGGGGAAUAAAGAGUAUGGCAGUGAGAAGAAAGGUUAUCUUUUAAAGAAGAGUGAUGGGUUAAGGAAAGUAUGGCAAAGAAGAAAGUGCACUGUUAAAAAUGGAAUUCUUACCAUAUCACAUGCAACGUCCAACAGACAACCAGCUAAACUGAAUUUAUUGACCUGUCAGGUGAAGCCAAAUGCUGAAGAUAAGAAGUCUUUUGAUCUAAUAUCACAUAACAGAACAUACCACUUUCAGGCAGAAGAUGAACAGGAAUACGUAGCAUGGAUAUCAGUAUUGACUAACAGCAAAGAAGAAGCAUUAAAUAUGGCAUUCCGUGGAGAGCAGAGCACAGGGGAAAACAGUUUAGAGGAUCUGACAAAAGCCAUUAUUGAUGACAUACAGAGAUUACCCGGAAAUGAAGUCUGUUGUGAUUGUGGCUCACCAGAUCCAACAUGGCUAUCAACUAAUUUGGGCAUUUUAACCUGCAUUGAGUGUUCUGGAAUACACAGAGAAAUGGGUGUCCAUAUUUCUCGAAUCCAGUCUUUGGAAUUAGACAAAUUAGGAACGUCUGAACUCUUGCUGGCCAAGAAUGUAGGAAAUACUAGUUUUAAUGAUAUUAUGGAAGGGAAUUUACCUAGUCCUUCACCUAAACCCAGUCCAUCAAGUGAUAUGACUGCACGCAAAGAAUUUAUCACUGCUAAGUAUGUAGAUCAUAAGUUCUCUAGGAAGACUUGUGCAUCUGCAGCAGCUAAACUGAAUGAAUUACUUGAGGCUGUCAAAUCCAGGGAUUUACUUGCACUAAUUCAAGUCUAUGCAGAGGGGGUAGAGCUAAUGGAGCCACUGUUAGAGCCUGGACAGGAGCCAGGGGAAACAGCACUUCAUUUAGCAGUACGGACUGCUGACCAAACCUCUCUCCAUCUGGUUGACUUCCUUGUACAAAACUGUGGAAACCUGGAUAAGCAAACAGCAUUGGGUAAUACGGUUCUACACUACUGCAGUAUAUAUAAUAAGCCUGAGUGUUUGAAAUUGCUUUUGAGGGGGAAGCCAACUAUUGAUGUUGUAAACCAAGCUGGAGAGACGGCUCUGGACACAGCAAAAAGAAUGAAAGCUGUCCAGUGUGAGGAACUGCUUUCUCAAGCCAAGGCAGGCAAGUUAAACCCACACGUCCAUGUAGAGUAUGAAUGGAAUCUUCGGCAGGAAGAAAUUGAUGAAAGUGAUGAUGACUUAGAUGAUAAGCCUAGCCCUAUAAAAAAAGAGAGAUCUCCAAGACCCCAAAGUUUUUGUCACUCUUCAAGCAUUUCUCCCCAGGACAAAUUGACCCAUCCCGCAUUUAGCACUCCUAGAGACAAGCAAAGACUCUCCUAUGGAGCUUUUACCAAUCAGAUUUUUGCUUCUACGAGCACAGAUUCACCCACCUCUCCAACUGCAGAUGCUCCUCCUCUUCCUCCUAGAAAUGCUGGCAAAGUACCUGUUCUACCAUUAGCUGGAAUGCUCAUUCUUCCAUAUCUCUCAUUAAGUGGCCCACCUUCAACCCUCCCUCUAAGCACUCAAACCUCUAGUGGCAGCUCCACUCUUUCCAAGAAGAGACCACCUCCCCCACCCCCAGGACACAAAAGAACCCUCUCUGACCCACCAAGCCCACUACCUCAUGGACCCCAGAAUAAGGGCCCAAUUCCUUGGGGUAAUGAUUUGGGCCCACCUUCAACUAAGGCUGCAAACAAGUUUGAGGGAAUGUCUCAGCAAUCAAGCACUGGGACUGCAAAGACUGCACUUGGCCCUAGAGUUCUUCCCAAACUACCUCAAAAAGUGGCACUAAGGAAAAUAGAAACCAGUCAUCAUCUUUCAAUAGAUAAAUCCCAUCAGCACACGGAAAUCUUUCACAAACCCUCACUAUCCAUCGAUAUACCACAGAAACCACAACCUGGAGACUUGCCCCCAAAGCCUCUGCCUCUGGAAUUAACUCAGAAACCUCAUGUGGGAGAUUUACCCCCAAAGCCUGGAGAACUGCCCCCAAAGCCUCAGCUUGGAGAUUUACCACCAAAACCACAACUUGGUGACUUACCUCCAAAGCCACAAAUGAAGGACCUUCCUCCAAAACCUCAGCUGGGGGAGCUUUUGGCAAAAACUCAAGGUGGAGAAGCAUCACCGAAGCCUCAGCCCUCAGAGGCAAAUCAAAAAUCUCACUCCUUAGAUCUUUCUCCAAACGUACAAUCUAGAGACACCGUCCAAAGGCAAGCAUCUGAAGAGUCCAAUGACAUAACACAUACCCUGACAGAAACUCCUGUGCCACUUCCCAGGAAAAUAAAUAUGGGGAAAAACAAAGUUAGGCGAGUGAAGACCAUUUAUGACUGUCAGGCAGAUAAUGAUGAUGAGCUCACAUUUGUUGAAGGAGAAGUAAUUAUUGUAACCGGUGAAGAGGACCAAGAGUGGUGGAUUGGCCACAUCGAAGGACAGCCAGAGAGGAAAGGGGUCUUUCCAGUGUCCUUUGUGCACAUUCUAUCAGACUAG
Messenger RNA from Indicator indicator, 3393 nucleotides. It is a transcript of the gene ASAP1, whose product is annotated as ArfGAP with SH3 domain, ankyrin repeat and PH domain 1. Lineage: Eukaryota; Metazoa; Chordata; Aves; Piciformes; Indicatoridae. Bases 1 to 3393 code for a protein of 1130 amino acids. The transcript is spliced from 30 exons. Gene Ontology annotation, cellular component: cytoplasm. The record is from RefSeq and is a predicted model, not a curated record. Gene Ontology annotation, molecular function: GTPase activator activity; protein binding. Gene Ontology annotation, biological process: positive regulation of GTPase activity.